GUCGCCGACAUAUCAGCAUGUCCAUCACUAACACCGCACUCCACAACAACUGAUAGUAAUUGUGAUUUGAAUGCGUCUGUAUCGACUACUUCAACUACUAAUAAUAAUACUUCAACAACAACGACCACUCAACAAUCAUCUUCAAAUAAUGCGAAGACCACACGUAAAUGGGGACAGUGGAAUAACACCGAGACCAGUCUGUUUUAUGAAGGCAUUAAGCAGUUUGGAAAGGAUUUUGAUCAGAUAGCGAAAUUGAUGAGUCGACGAAAGAUGAAUAAGGAUAAGGAGCAAAUCCGUAAUUAUUAUUUCAACUCGUUCAAAUUACUUCGUUCGAUUGUUAUGAUCGAUGAAAGUUUGUUGUUUCGUUCAUUAUUAUUUUACGAACAUCGCUUUUUUUGGAAUAUUCGAACAGAAUAUUCACGAACUGAUGUAAAAUUUUUGCUCGAUUCUUUUUUAUUUAGAUGGACGUCAGUGAAAAGAAAAAAGAAACCAGCAGUACCUAUACGAACACCAGUAUGUCCAGCUCUACAGAAAUUAUUCCCAAGUUGUCAAAAAGCAGAACAGCCUCUGCCGUCGCACAUUUUCAUUUAUUUAUCACCAAAGAAUGAAUCCGAUCGAAAUUACGUUGAGUCUUGUGGGCAGAAUGCGCUGAUACGUAUCAAACUUUUGCUGAAUGAUCAACUCAAAUCGAUCUUCAAAUUGCUCAAAAUCAAAUGGACUCACCCGCUGCAGAAAGCGUUUGAUGAUGUUGAUUCGAGUUGGAAAGGGUCAUCAUUCAGCGUGAGUAUAUUUCCGGAUAAAAGUACUCGUCUUGGUCGAUUGUACGUACGACAUGUUGAGGAUUCUGGUUCAAAUAUUUUUUCUAUGAAUAGAUUGCGAAAAGAACGGAUUCAGCGUUGUGCAGACGAUACAGAUGAGCACAGCAAUCAUAGUGACAGUGCCACUACGGCGCGAUUGACUUCGGCUUGUGACGCAGCCCAUUCUGGUCAUCUUCAUUCCAAUAAUAUUGCAGAUGCAAAUCAAGAAAUAACAAAUAUGCUUUCGAAGGAUUCAACUAAAGAAACGAACUCGUUUAUACUAAAUGAAGUCACAUUACGUGCCGGCUUAAACGAAAAUUCUGUUGGAGAUGCGACUGUCACUGAAUUAUUUUAUAUUUGUGGAAUGGAACAGAAUAUUUCUCUGCAAUAUUCAAUAAAUCGUCCCAAGAAUCGAGACGUCCAACCCUGGAAUGUGUUCGUAUCAUUGAUCACUCGCAAUUACGGUGAAAAUUUUGCAAAGAUAAUGGCCGAACCGGAGAGUACAGAUGAGGUGCAACCGGUGAUGGUGACUGUGGAAGAUCGAAGUCGUAAAAGGCGUACAUCAUCGUCCAAUUCCAAUGAUACCAAUAAUUGCACUACCAGCAGUAAUGCUACAAGUUCACAAAAAACGGCACUCUCGUCAACUUCUAAGUCGAUUGCAAUAAUUAAUGCUCAUAGCACUGAGAACAAUACUUCAGCAGCCGAUAAUAAUUCGAAUGUAAAUUCGAAUCAAUGCGCUCCGGUGGUUGAGUCAGAGAAUAACGCGUUCAUGUUACAACUGGAGAGUUUACAAACCAAAAAACGCUGUAAAGCAUAUACCCAACGAACACAACCCAAGCGAAUUGCAUUGCCUCGAAAUGCAUCGAACAACACCAACAACAAAAAUAAUAUUUAUGGAAGUGGAUCACACAACAUCGCUUACACUAACAACAGAUUCGAUAUGGUCACCAAUGUGAACGUAUCAAAUUCACUCGUAACGUCAGCCAACCUCAACGACAAUAAUUUCUGCUAUCAAAAUGCUGUCGACUUCUCAUCAAUCGCACCCUCAACGUCGAUUAUUCUCGACAAUAUCGCCAGCCAACAUCAGAAUAUUCCUGCCGACUUAUAUCAACUACAACCGUCAGCAGUAUCUUCUGCUGUCGCACAGCAACACGAUGAGUAUUCACCCAACGAAGUGAUUCGUUUGAAUAACUCUGAUCCGAGUGCAGCACCGUUAAACAAUUAUGGCGUCUAUCAUCCUGGUGCUAAUAACGAUACUAAUCGAAACAAAACGUUAACCGAACUGAGUGCAGUCGACUUGGUUGGUGCGAAUAGUUCAGUUUCAGCAGCGACAAAUUCAGUGUCGUUGGAUAUGUCACCGUUUAAAGGUAAUAGCAGUUUGCCGGAAGAUGUGAAGUAUUCGUUCGAGAUGAUGAUGCAGCAGAACAGUAUUGAUUAUUGUCGAAACUUUGAGCAGUUACUCACCUCGAUCGAUACUCCGAAAAAGGUGCACUUCCAUUAG
Messenger RNA from Anisakis simplex (herring worm), 2298 nucleotides. NCBI's taxonomy places the organism in Eukaryota, Metazoa, Nematoda, Chromadorea, Rhabditida, Anisakidae. The record is from the annotation of a GenBank genome assembly.